This is a messenger RNA of Hylaeus volcanicus, 6544 nucleotides long. RefSeq lists its product as uncharacterized. The record is from RefSeq and is a predicted model, not a curated record. Lineage: Eukaryota; Metazoa; Arthropoda; Insecta; Hymenoptera; Colletidae. Bases 2610 to 4865 code for a protein of 751 amino acids. The transcript is spliced from 8 exons.
AGAAAAAUUUUUAAUCAAGUUUUUUGUUACGAUUUGUAAAUCACAACUUUCUAUAAAACGUGGGUUUUUUUCUUCUAUAAUUUGUAUAAAAAAAAGUUUUAAAAAAAGAUUUUACUAAGUUUCACUUCAUUUUAUGUCUCUUGGGUCGCUACACAAGCAGCUUAAGAGGAGAGCCCAAAUUGUGAAUUUACAUCUCUUUUCUUUUGAGGUGGUCAUUAUUCAUAAUGUCAUCUUUGUUUUAAAAGAAAAAAGAUUGAUUUAAAUUAUUUAAUUAUUUACAACCUUUGUUUUAUUCACUCGAAAGUCGAAAAAAAAUAAAUCUAAUAUUCAUACAAACCUGACCCGAAGUAUGACAUCUUUUUUUUCUCUCUCCUGUGUUUUUAUAUAAAUUUCUUGUUAAAGUUUCAGUUUGGGUUAGUAGUGGUAAUUCUAAUGAUAUUUUGUUAAUUAAACGCAGUGUUUUCUUCGUGUCUAAUUUCUUUCUUUGUAAGCUUGUUAACUUUAGUGAUAAUACUUGUUUUAAAUCGUUUUUUUUUCUUCUUCCAUUUUGGUAAAUUUUAGCUUUAGUUGUCGCCAUUUUUUUCAAAAAGAAUUCUUUAAUCUUCUCUUUCAUUCUUGUUUCUGGCUUAUCAAAUUUUAAUAUAAUACAGCAAAUUCAUUAGCUAAAUCUUUUUGUUUUUUUUCUCAAAAAUUUACAGUGUAGGUUUGUGAUAAACGUACAGCUUUGUGGUCAUCUGAAAAAAAAAAAAUUUUGAGGGUUUGGACAACCUACAAGAAGUAUUUUUGGUACAGAGGUUAUUACAAAUUUUAGUUGUCUAUAUACAAAUUGCAGCGUUAUAGAACAAAUUUACUAAAAGUCCAGUGUCGUCCAAAGAGGCUUUAUGUUUGCUUACUAAACAAAUCAAUUCAAUCGUUAACAAAGUAUUAUUAAAUUCAUUUAUAUCUUCGUUGUCCACAACUUUUGCUACAAAAAAAAAAACAAAAACAUUUUUUCAUGGAUUCGACACAUUUUUUCUAUCCUUUUAAUUAGUAAAGCGUAAAACAACUCUUUUUACACUUUUCACAGGAAUAAAUUUUCAACAUACACCACACAUUAUAAGACAAUCCUACCGAUUCGAAGGAGUCCACACUCCUUUUCAUACCCAUGACAUAGACAGCGCUUGAGGUUAUUAACCUUAGUAUAUCAUACCACGAGUUUACCAUUCCAAAUAUUUUUGCGUAUAUAUUAAGAAAAUUGUUUCCAAUCAGUGACUCAUUUGUCUCCAUAGAGUAUUUUACACUUUAAAUCACAAAGAAAAAAUUCUUUUGAUUCCGAUUACAUUUAUUCAUUCAAAAAAACAAUAUAAAUUCAUUGGUAUUUUUAAUUAGAGACUUCUUCAAAAGUAAAGUUUGCUAACGCCUAUAGCCACCUGGUGAUUUUCUUCUCUUAGUGUAAUCCAAUUCUCGUUUAAACUUUAACUUUUCAACUACCCAAAUUACUCCAAGUAUACUUUCAUACACGUGGGUGCUAACGUUUCUCCAGUUGAAACCCAAAAAUAAAAGAGUGCUUCAUUUAAAACCAAAGGAAAAAAAUUAUUGACAAUUAUUUCAAAUAAGUAUUUAUUUUCUAAAGAGUAGUUUUUUUUCCGUUCAUAAUUCUUUCAUUAACCAUAUCAUUUCCAUAGACAGCAGUCAAACGAAGAAGAAAAAAGUUAAUAGAUUGUGACAGUAAAAAUAUAAAUUUGGAGUAAAUUUUUUAAUUCGUACUAUCUUGAUUCGCUCAUUGUAUUCAAAACUUGCGCAACUCUUGUACUGUCCUAGCCGUUGGUCAUCAACCAAACAAAAAAAAAUUCGUUUUCUACUAACCUGUUCCUCCCUCCCUUUCUCCCUUCCUUCCUUUCCCUCCCUAGGAAACAGUACUUUUGUACCCUUCAAUUUUGUUAACCGGUUCAAAUAAGCUCUUUACACUUCCAGAGAAACUUUAUCGAUAGAUUUAACAAAGAAAAGGGCUUUCAACGGUAAAGAAGAGACUACUGCAUUUUAAAAAUUCACGGUCUCCAUUUUUUUACUUGUACAUGGAUGGGUGGUUUAAAAACACAACGGAACAAUUAUCAUCGUAUCCUUUUAUUUCCUUCCAAAUUGUUUUAUUUCUUAAUCAAUUGACGCAUUCUGUUUCUACCUUUCAAUUUUUUUUUUAUCUCUUAACGACUCAAAUCAAACUUUAGAUAUCCAUUUUAGUAUACUGUGGUCUACUUCGGGUGUAUGUGUGUUUGAUUAGCAUAGUUUUAUUGGUAAACACAAGCAUGAUGUUAUUUCUCCAAAAUCUUUAGUCUGCAGAAUUGAAAGUAUGGAUUUCGCGUAUCUUUUGACUAACCAAUGACAACUACAGAGAAUAAAAGUUUUAUUUUUGACCGCGUUCUAGUAAAGUAAUAAAAUCUUAUGGUUUCAACAUUUGUUAAAAAAUCUUAGAUAGUUUGUUCUUUUUAAGAAUUUUUUUCUUUCUGUUUGUAUAUUCCGCUGUAAAGUGUUUACUCUAAAUCUUUUUCGUUUUCCCACAAAAAAAAAUUGGUUUUUUUUUUCCUUCACCUGUGAGUAACAGUCAGUGUAUUUUUCCUUUCCACAGAAGUAAUAUGGGAAGAACACUAUUAAACGAAACAAUUUCUUGUAGCCCAGUCGGCCCGUACACAGAGACGUCUUGCUUCCAAAGUCCUUCUUUACAUCAUUCUGUAGUUACACUCGCAGCAGUCUGUAUGAAUGGAACUUGUAGAAAUAAGCGUUGUAAACCAAUGACAGAAAGCACUUCCAUGAAAGUGUCAAAGUCUCGCAAGUGUCAUAUAAGUUUAGGAAUUCAAAAAAUCUGUAGAACAGUGGGACGAAACGAUAGUCUUCUACAUGAUAAAAAAGAGGGUGGCGUCACUACAACGAAUUCACCUAGUUUAACAAACCUUCCCAAAACAUGUUUACAAUUAUGUAUGGCUCAGCGCCCAGUAGCGAAUAGUACAUUAAAGAAACUAAGUAAGAAAUCGAAACGGCAAGGAGUCAACGAAAAGAGUCAUCAAACUACACUUAUUUUACAUCCCGUUAAAGCCGUUUGGGCAACUUCAGACCAAGUGAAAGGCGUCAGUCAAUGUUUAGACCAAUCGCGGGUCUCUUGUGGACCUAGUGAUGCAGUGAAACAACAAGUAACAAUAUCAUCUGAAUGUGUGGAUGAGAAGAGUCAAGCACCAGGCAGCAUUUUAGAACCUCUGAUUGACCCACAUCCAUUAGAUUCUUCUAAUAAUUUUACAAUGAAGCCAUAUAAUGAAAAGCUACCAUGUUGUUCAAAGAAUAAUAGUAUGGGUGUUUCAAAUGAUGAGUCAGUCACCACGUCAAUGACUUUGUCACUUUGUUGUGAGAAAAAUCAUGUUUUAUCGAGUAAACUCAAAGCAUUAGUUUCAUCAUGUAAAAGAUUAGCAAACCGUAAAGGGUGUCAAGUGGUUCCGGUCUAUGAAGGACUUCCCCGCAGACAAAGUUUACGAAAACAUUUUGUCGAAGGACGAAAACGCUAUGACAGACAACUGGUAGCAAGUGUUGUUAAAAAAAAUGCAAGCUACGAUGUUGGAACGCUACAGAAAAAAAAGUUAUCAACAGUGCAAGCACAGAAUGUGUCUCAUUUGUUAAAACAAUCGCCUCAAACGCCUGUAAGUGGAAUGAAGACAACUCGAACGUUUAUAACCUCAUCGACAUGCGCGUCCUCUGGAGGUCAGGGUUUUGAGAAUUGUCUUGUACAUUAUAUUUAUGCACGAGAUCGUACACCGGUGAUGGUACCACAAGAAUUAGAAAAAGAGACGCAGGAGAGUUGUAAAAGUCAUGUUUCCAAACAAAGCAUGUUCAUGAAUUCUUCGUACAUUUAUAAUGCCUGGAUUGUUUUACCGUCGGAUCGUCUUUUAUUAGAAGAGAAAAAAAUAACUUCGUGUGUUCGAUUAGAUGCAGCAACGUAUGGUCACAGCUGGUUUGUUCAUCAUAAGCAAAAUGAAACCCGCUUUCAGCCAUGGCAAAUGACCACAGAGGGAAAAAUUGAAAAACUUCGAUUAGGUGUGAUUGCUAUGUAUUGGAAUUCGGCUGCGAUUCACCCUAUUUCGCCAGCCACAAUAUAUGUUGCAAUAAAUAAUUUUGGCCGAUUAUUACAUCAAUGGUCUAAAAUAGAAUUACAACAACCUACAGCGUCACGAUGGGCUCUUGCUGCAGUAACAGCAUUUCGUUUAGCUUUUAAAGCUGAGGAAAGACCUGAAGUUAUGUCGGAAAUACACAAUAUUUGGAAUCUCUUUCCCAUGUUUCAGGAGUGGGACAUCGAUCGAUCACCCCAAACAUUAAAUAAGAUGGAAUCUGAAGCAUUAGAAGUUUUACAAGAUGCCUUAGAUGUUCCUUUAGGUCCAAUGUUUUUAUCUCUCUAUAUUAAUGCAGCAGGAUGGCCUCAAGAGGUGGCGAAAGAUUAUCAUCAACUCGGUUUAUACUUAUUAGCACUAACAUCUUUUGCGUCAACAAAAGAUACGUUUUUAAAAAAUGUAGUACCUUCUCGCACAGCAGCAGCGGCCUUAAUUUUAGCUAUUAAAAUUAUUAACGGUGAUCGCGCUUGUGCUAGAGGAAUGCUUCAUCAUUUAGAUGGCUGUCCUUAUCCAUCUUAUUUAGCCGAGAAAACAAAGGAAGCUGGAGUAUCAGCCGCUUCUAUCCACUGUAAAUGCCGUUAUGAAUUUUAUCCCGAACGUUUACGAAUUUAUACGGGUUUUCCAUUCGAAACAUUAGUUCCUGUGAUUAAAGGUCUUUCAGGACUUCUUCGAUCUAAACCACCAGAGACCUGCAUCUUAACGAACUUUUUUCCUUUAUGGGCAAAUAAUGAUUGGCAAUAAACAAAUCAAGUGUUAAAAUAUUCUGUCUUUUCCUCGUAGUCCAAAGAGUCAAAAUAUGCCACAGCGUUUAUGCUUACAAACGACAUGGCAAAAAAGAUGUUGGUUUUUUUUUCAUGCAAAAAGAGUGUCACAAAUGAAGCAUACAUAACACGAAGGAUGGCAUGUACAUUAGAAAUUUAUUUAUGCAGUUAAGGAAAACUUCAAAUCAUUAUGUGUUUUGUUUUAAUUCAGUUAAUCAAAAGUGGUGAAAAACAAUAGUUUUAAAAAUUCAUGUCAUACGAACAAUUCAUUAAAACUAUUUUUACUAUACACGCGUGGGAACGACUCACAUAUCAGUGGUUAACAUAAGGCUGUGCUGUUGCGUUCAACAGACAUAGUAGUGGGGAAUUGAGAAAAAUAAUUCAACCACACAAAAAUAAAGGAGGAACAUUUCUGAAAUUUGUCGAUAUGUGUCAUUUUAAAAAUGGUGCUUUAAACAAUUUUUGGUCAUGGUAGCUGAUGUCGUUGAAGAGAGGGGAGAAAGUGUGGAUGCCUUAUGGGUGUUCAAAUAAGUGAAGUGAAAGUGACAAUUACAAAAAAGAUCAGUCAAAAAUAACUUGAACUGUGAAUAUAGAAACAGGAUCACAGUUAACGUGAAACACAUUUUGUGUAUAGGAUUGAUUAGGACACAUUUAUGAAGAAUUAUAGCAGGGAUUCUGAAUUAAGAAUCAGUGGAAGUAUUUGAAAGUAAUGUUGUUUUAAUGCUAAGGCAUUAACCUUGUAUUAAAAAAUUUUUCUAGAAUGGAAACGAGUCAUGAAAUUUCACUUGUAUCAAAAACCUAUUGGGGUGGCUUUUUUCCAUUACUUUAUCAAAAAAAAAAUAAAUUUUUCAUAGAAAAUUUAGUAAAACAGGAUACAGCAAUUGAAAAUAAUCAAGAGAAUUUAGAAGAACUAUCACAUCAUUCUUGUCCACUCAUGACACAAUUUAGUGUCGAGAUAGGCUAUAAGCAUGAAAUUAUGGAAUUAAGCUGUGGUGUGGCUCAUUUACUUCUAAGUACAAGAUCUCAAUGGGUAAUGGCGAUGGGAUAUAAUAGUUACAAUCAAUUAGGAGUGUCUUGUACUGAAACUUUGUUAGCAAGAAAACUAUUGAAUAUAACGAAUACAAUGAUUCAGGAACCUUUAGAAAUACAAACAGUGACAGCAGGACCUUAUCAAAGUUUCAUUGUUUUCAAAAAAAACAAAAAGUCAAUUUUUUUAGCUCAAGAGGAUUCAAGUACAAUUGUUUUCAGUUUUGGUAAAAAUAAUGUUGGUCAACUAGGGCACGGAGACCGUUCAGAACAUUCUCUUGCUCCCCGUCAAGUUUUCUUAGUAGCCUAAAAAAAUUUUUGUAACAUCUCUUGUAGCGGGAUAUUAUCAUACAUUAGCUUUAACCAAGGAUCAUCAAGUUUUUGCGUGGGGUUGCAAUCAAAAAAAUCAACUUGGCUCCACUACUUUGGAUACUUUCUUAAACCCUAUGCCGUUUAAAAUUUCAUUGCAAUUGAAGCAGAGAACAGAAGACUGUAUUACUGAUGCCGUGGCAUCUUUAUGGCACUCAUUUCUUGUUGUCAAUUCUCAAAAAGUUUAUCAAUUAGGCUCUACUUGCACGUCGUCAUGUUUUGUUCCAGACUUUAAACCAUUAGAACAACAUAAAAAAAAACAAA